AUGGCUGAAUUCAAAGCGCAAGGGGGCGUUGUGCCGGUGAAGAAGAAGCGAGGAGCCAAGAAGCAGAGGGACCCCAACAUGCCGAAGCGACCACUGAGCGCCUACAUGCUGUUUAUGAUGGAGAACCGGCCCAAGUUCGUGAAAUCUCUUCCGGCUGAUGCCAAAGCCACAGAGGUCAUGAAAGAGGGUGGCAAGCAGUGGAGGGCGCUGACAGCAGCCAAAAAGAAGAAAUACGAGACAGAGGCUGCAAAACUCAAAAAAGAGUACGCCAAGGAGAUGGAUGCCUACAAGGCGCAGCUUGCAUGA
Effrenium voratum is the source of this 306-nucleotide messenger RNA. The record is from the annotation of a GenBank genome assembly. NCBI's taxonomy places the organism in Eukaryota, Dinophyceae, Suessiales, Symbiodiniaceae.